This is a messenger RNA of Rattus norvegicus (Norway rat), 1036 nucleotides long. RefSeq lists its product as uncharacterized. The record is from RefSeq and is a predicted model, not a curated record. NCBI's taxonomy places the organism in Eukaryota, Metazoa, Chordata, Mammalia, Rodentia, Muridae.
UGUAGUGACAACCAGUGCCCUAGUUUCUCUCAGUCUGAGUCUGGCAGUUACAAGCUAAGACAUGUUUUCCCGUCUUCGCAAGCGUUUUGGGAGGGGGAACGUCGAUUCUGGAGAGACUAGAGUGAAGGAGUCUGGCCUUUCGUCUCAAAGUAAUGAUGGACAAAGACAGCACUUCUGGGGAAUGUGGAACGCUGGGAGAGAAACAUCAUACCCUGGCACUGAACUAAGCAAGAAUCAGGCCAUGAAGGAAAAGGAGAGGCUGAUUAAAGAGCUGCAGCUCAUUACCGAGGAGAGAAAUGACCUGAGAGAUCGCCUGAGGUUUCUGACAGAGAGAUCCAUGAAGAACAGGCCACACAUCAGGCCAAAUCCAUAUUAUGAAGACCUGGAGAGAAUGGAGGAGGCGGUCAUGUCAAUUCUGCACAACUUAGAGAUGGAGAACACUGAGUUCCAUGAGAACAACCAUAAGCUGAAGAAGGAGAUUACCUUCUCUAGAAACCUGCUCAGCCAGCUCCUGAUGGAGAACACAUGUAGGAAGAAGUUGGUCCCACUGAAGCAGGAGAGCAAGGAGGGACAUCUUGAUUGUGCACUGAACCAGAAAUAUUUGGUUGACUUCAACAAGAAAGAUAAAGACCAUCAACGGCCAGAACCAGCAUUAUCAGGUCUCAGAAAGUGCAAGAGAGCUGGAAUUGGACACACACCAGUAAGAGAGCUUCCUGAAGAAUAAGUUGCUUUCUCAGGAGUCCCUGAUGACCAACAUCCUGAAUGAAAACAGCACUUGAGAGACAACUUGGGGGACCGCCUUUCAUUAUGUGUGCUAGAGGAGAAACAGCAAUACGUCUGUGCUUCUAAAUGUUCGUUAAGAAUAUGCUUUUAGAAAUAUUUUUGUUAUGAUUUUAAUUGAAGUUUUCUUUUUGUUGUUUCAUAUUUAUAUGUUCUUGUUACUAUUUUUACUUUCAAAUAUUUUUAAAUAUUUUUAUUCCUGUUAAUCUUGUUGUGUUGUAAAAAUGUAUUUGUUAUGAAUAAAAAUUGAAUUCUA